Thermothielavioides terrestris NRRL 8126 is the source of this 162-nucleotide messenger RNA. RefSeq lists its product as uncharacterized. Lineage: Eukaryota; Fungi; Ascomycota; Sordariomycetes; Sordariales; Chaetomiaceae. The record is from RefSeq and is a predicted model, not a curated record. The annotation marks the transcript as partial. The transcript has a single exon.
AGAGAAGCAAAAACGUACAGCACCGGGGAUUCGCUGGUCGUCACCGACCCAACUACUAAUCCGGCGGUUGGUAGCUUAUCUAGGGGAGAGCGGACGGGAUCCCGAGUUUUCUACCACCUAUGGCCGUACGUGCCAGUACAAACUCAAACCAUCGUAUAUAAA